AUGAUCAAGGACGACAGUGAGAACAAAGAGAUGGCUCCUUUGAUGGGCAAGAAAGCGAACCCCCCGGGGACUCCACCCUCCGGGCAGCCAGAGAAGAGGCCGUCUGAAGGCACCCCCCCAAAGAAAAGGCAGAAUGCCGUCAUCAUCCCCAACCUCGGCAGUUCCCACUUUUUUCUCGAGAUUGAAGGCUUGGAGAGUAACGUCACCCCGAAUCGGACCUCGCCGCCAGUUUUCUCCAAACCGAUGGACUCCAACAUCCGCCCAUGCGCCUCUGCCAACUGCGAAGAUAUGGAUUCUCCCCAGUCUCUCCAAGACGAUAUGACGGAGUACACGCCAAAUGCAGACAGCUGUUGCACCAAUUUAUCUCAAAGCGUUCAACAAAACAAUCGCCGCAAAAAGCUGAAGAAAUACUUGUUCAGGGCCGUGUCAGAGGGCAACGUCGAAGAACUCCAGCGCCUCCUUGUAGAAGUGAAGGAUCGGUCCCACAUGUGCAGGAACCUGACCGUCCAAGACUACCUGAUGAAAAAAUUGACCGCUUCGGACACAGGAAAGACCUGCCUUAUGAAAGCCUUAUUAAACAUCAACCAAAACACAAAGGAGAUUGUGAAUGUCCUCCUUUCAUUUGCAGAGGAAACCCAGAUUUUGGACAGGCUGAUUAAUGCGGCGUACACAGAAGAGGCAUACAAAGGGCAGACAGCAUUAAACAUCGCUAUCGAGAGAAGGCAGUUUGACAUUACUCAGACCCUGAUUGAGAAGGGAGCAGACGUGAACGCCCACGCCCAGGGGGUCUUCUUCAACCCUAAACGCAAGCACGAAGGUUUUUACUUUGGCGAAACCCCGCUGGCCUUAGCUGCCUGCACCAACCAGCCGGACAUUGUUCAGCUGCUGAUGGACAAUGGCAAGACGGACAUCAUGUCCCAGGAUUCGAGAGGGAACAAUAUCUUGCACGCCUUGGUGACCGUGGCAGAAGAUUCUAAAACGCAAAACGACUUUGUGAGGACGAUGUAUGACACCAUUCUCUUGAAGAGCAAAAGCCGAGCCUUGGAGAUUAUGAAGAACAAGGACGACCUGACGCCUUUGCAGCUGGCUGCGAAGACGGGGAAGCUGGAGAUACUGAAAUACAUUCUGGCCAGAGAAAUCAAGGAGAAAGCCCACCGAAGCCUUUCCAGGAAGUUCACAGACUGGGCUUAUGGGCCUGUCCAGUCCUCCCUUUACGACUUGACAGAGCUGGACACCACCUCCCCCAACUCCGUCCUGGAUAUCAUCGUGUACAACACCAACAUUGGGAAUCGCCACGAGAUGCUGGCGCUGGAGCCGCUGCACUCCCUCCUGCGGAUGAAGUGGAAGCACUUUGCCAGACAUGUGUUUUUUCUCUCGUGCACCUUAUAUUUCAUGUACAACGUGCUCCUGACGCUGGUUUCCUACUACAGGCCUAAUGAAGAGAAGCCUCCUCCAUAUCCUUUGGCUUUCACAGACAACUUGGACUGGUUGCAGUUGACGGGGCAAGUGAUUGUCAUGCUGGGGGCCAUCUUUAUUGCCAUCAAAGAGAGCGUAGCCAUUUUCCUGCUCAGGCCCUCUGAUCUUCAAUCAAUUCUAUCGGAUGCCUGGUUCCAUUUUGCGUUCUUUAUCCAAGCUCUGCUGGUCAUCUUCUCCGUCUGCUUGUACCUGUUCUCGUACACGGAACACCUGGCCUGCCUCGUCUUGGCCAUGUCCCUCGGAUGGUCCAACAUGCUCUACUUCACCAGGGGCUUGCAGUCCAUGGGAAUCUACAGCGUUAUGAUUCAACAGGUCAUCUUGCAUGACGUGAUCAAGUUUUUACUGGUGUAUCUCGUAUUUCUGCUUGGAUUUGGCGUAGCCUUGGCUGCACUGAUCGAUCCUCAUCCAGAUGAUGCUAAGUGCCAUUCCAACAGCACCCUGGGGGACGUGGUGAUUCAGCUAUUUGAGCUCACCUUGGGACUGGGCGACUUGGAGAUGCACGACAAGGCAAAAUACCCCGUGCUCUUCCUGCUCCUUCUCAUCUCCUACGUUGUCCUCACCUUCGUCUUGCUCCUUAACAUGUUGAUUGCACUGAUGGGAGAGACGGUGGAGGAUAUAUCCAAGGAGAGUGAGCAUAUCUGGAGACUCCAGAGAGCAAGGACCAUUGUGGAAACGGAAAAACUUUUACCAAAAUGGCUAAGGAAGAAAUUCCAGCUGGGAGAAUGGUGCAAAGUUGCCGACAACGAUACCAGGUUAUGUUUAAGGAUUAAUGAAGUCAAGUGGACCGAAUGGAAAACUCAUGUUUCCUUCAUCAAUGAAGACCCUGGGUCAACAGAUUACGAUCGAAUGCAAGACGCAUCGAGAAGCAACAGUAAAAUCACUUUGAAUAACUAUGAAGAAAUCGAAGAUUUGCCAGAAACCUCUGUUUAG
Heteronotia binoei (common prickly gecko) is the source of this 2406-nucleotide messenger RNA. RefSeq names its product transient receptor potential cation channel subfamily V member 3 (gene TRPV3). Gene Ontology annotation, molecular function: calcium channel activity; protein binding. The record is from RefSeq and is a predicted model, not a curated record. The coding region runs from base 1 to 2406 and encodes 801 amino acids. Gene Ontology annotation, cellular component: membrane. Lineage: Eukaryota; Metazoa; Chordata; Lepidosauria; Squamata; Gekkonidae. The transcript is spliced from 18 exons. Gene Ontology annotation, biological process: calcium ion import across plasma membrane.